AGUAGCAUAUUCUUCUUGUUUUUCUCGGUAGAUGAGUAUAAGUCCAACUUAAACUUCUACAGCAUCAGAAACUGAAGGAAAUUCGUGUUAUAAUCUUCCUUUAUAGCACUCAUAUGUAGCUAGAAGAAAUGCAGCCUCAUAUGAACUUUAACGGUGCUGCUCCCGGCAGCAUUGAUUUUAUCCCUAACGUUGCUGGUGGCGUACAACCCGGGCUCGGGCCUGGUGCAUCUACUAGCGGACUUCCAGCUAGGUUUGCUGGAUUAAACGGAGGAGCUGUUCCCAGUCAGCCGCCAGCGGCUGCAGCUGCAUUUCCGGGCGGUGGAGUACUAUCGCAAGCAGGCGGGCUCCCAGCCGGCUUGUUGCAAGCUUCUGGUGGUGGCCUCGUUCCACCAGCAUCCGGAGGAGGUCUAGCAAGACCUGCUGAACCAGGUAGACCUCCGAUAAAUUAUCAACACCUUUAUGGCAGUGGAGGUGCUGCGGGAGGUCGAGGAGCAGGAGCUGGCGUUGGACUCGUUGGAGUCCCUACAGGCUUGACAGCGCCAAGUGGCUUAGUCGGAGGUGUGCCAGCGGCUGGGCUUCUAGGUUCUGCCGGACUAAUACCGGGAAUGAUGACGGGAAGAAACAACGGCCUCGCACCAACAGGAUUGGAGUCUAUGGCAGACCCAGCAAUAAACCCAGGACUCUACGAAAACCACCAGUUGCUCAGCAGCGCACGGCAAAUCAGCUUUGCGGCAACGGAGCUCACAUUUUAUCAAAAUCUUCACUCGAUGGUGCAAGGUGCAGAUCCAAUUUCGGGAGAAAUUCAGGUUCAUCCUAUUCCAGAUUUACAUUUUGUUUAUACUUACUUGAUAGAUGCUGGUGGCACGUGGAAAAAUUGCAAUCUUCGCUGUUGGCCCUCACUUUUAACUGAAUACUAUUCCAUGAUCAUCAUCGAGAUCGUACUCAACCACUAUCCUCAUGAUUUAUUUCAAAUCUAGGGUGGUGAUGGCGCCGCAUUCCUUGCAAAGAGUGGCCUGCCAAAAAGUAUGUUGCAUCAGAUCUGGCAACUAGCCGAUAUCAACGAAACAGGGAAGCUGAAUGUAGAAGAAUUCUACAUCGCUUUGAGGCUAGUGGCUCAUGCACAGAACCUCGGUUUGGUGCACCCAGAAUUGAUUCAUACGGUACCUGAUUAAAGAUAUACUAUAUGGGAUGAAAGAAAAAAUGCUAUUUAUACUUUGUCCGCGACAUUUUGGUUGCUUGCGGUACUAUGAUGGUGGGAUGAAGACCGCCUUUCUUCGCCUUCGUUUUUCUAUUCGAUGCAUAAUUCAAACCUGGCAGAACUACAAGGUUCCUUAUUACGUGGCUUAUGCAACAACAACGAGUGAUUCUUCUUGUUGAGGCCGAAAAAUUAUCUUGGUCUCCAAAUCUCACAGGAGCCGCAAACACUUCCGAGCUUCGAAGGUCUAGGCCCACGGAGGUCUGUGUCGGAGUGCUCAGGUAUAUUAUCAUGAUCAUUUAAUUUUCGAAAUAAAUGAUGAUGCUAAUUACAAUUCUUGUUUGUUUGUAUUGAUGCGCUCCAGGCAACGCGCACGAUCUCGCCGGAUUUCUUUGCGCUAAUCGCAAUUCUUACGUCAGCUGCAAUCGUUCUUCGGCAGCAUGUAUUUCGAACUUCUUUAAGUCUAUCUUUUUUCAAUCUCAUCGAUCCUGUGACUGUGUGACCACAUGACGACUUCUAGGCCGUGCUAAUUCAACAACAGACCCCGACACAGCGAAUACUAGUGUAGUCGCCGCUGGCGAGGGCGAACUAGAUGUGCUGGGGACGAACAUCGAUCCUCAAAAAAUUCUUGAGAGUAGCGCGAGGCGUGAGGAGCAGCACGACUUUCUCGCAAAGGCACAGCACAGCAUGAAUUUUAACGUUACUGAGCAGACGUUGUACCAGAAAAUAUUCGAAACUCUGGACCCAGAGAAUGGAGAGAUCACCGGCAGCAACAAAAAGGUAUCCGAGUUCUUGGAGUCGAGUGGAAUUCCAAGGCACAUUCUUCACGAACUCUGGGCCACAGCGGACGAGGAAGGGACGGGCAAGCUGAAUAGGCUGCAGACCUUCAUCUUGUUGCGGCUCAUUGCCCAUUCGCAGGCUGUGGAGAAUGGCAUGGUCGAUUUUCUUGAGUUUCGUCUUUGUUUAGCAAUCUAAUAUCGGAUGGUAUAAGCUGUUCACCAUGUAAGUUAUACGAGUGCUGUUCUAAACGUGCGUGUAUUUAGUCGUCUCUAUAAGUAUAAUCUAUCUUCAAUUUGUCUCCGCCGGUGCAAUUCUACACACAAAUCAUACUCAUAGCUGUAUCACAAAUACCCCCACAGCCGUCACCGGAUGUGCAGUUUGUGGAGCCCCCGUCGUUGCCGCUAUUCGAUCCUAGCACUGUCCUGGGACUAGGGACAGCAAUAUCGGCACCGAGUUUGCAACGCGCUGGAGCUUUUUCUAAGGCCAGAGUAUUUUUAGUAUGUGAAGCUUCGGACGAAGAAAUAGAUAUAGAGAGUGCGAGGAGAACUACAAUAAAACAUUCAGUUUCAUUUUGAUGGUCCUCAUCAGGAUACAUUAGGUAAGGAAAAUUCACUUAUGCUAACAUAGGUUUGAUUUAGUUUUUGGUUUGGCUUGCCUCUAGCUCUAACUUUGACUGUGAACCGAUGACAAAGAAAGAUAAGAAGAAAUAUGCAGCCAUCUUCGCAAAGACUGACGAGAACAGCGAUGGUUUUGUCGAGGGUGACGAAGCAAAGCUGCUUAUGCAAAGAUCAAAACUUCCGAACGAAUUUCUAGCGUUGACAUGGCAGCUCUCUGACCACGACAACGAUGGAAGGUACUAUCAUGGUGUAGAAAUCGAGGCGCGUUUUGUUUCAUCCAAUUCAAAUGGAUUUCCUUUCCGUGCUCCUGCUCCUCGCGUUACUGUUAGUGAACUGAAAGUCGUUUGCAGUGUCGAGUAGAAUUGUGAGGUCCUGUUUUUCGUUUCUCAUUCUCCCUCAGCGCGUGAUGCACCUCACCGAGUUCAUGUAAGUACAAGACAACUAGGAGAUCUCCUCAUUAACCCGGACUUCUCCAGAUUGAACUUGGCAGAAUUUCUCGUGGCGAUGCAUUUGAUCACGCGAUGUAAAAAGGGAGACUUUCGGCCAGAGGAAUUGGCCGACUUGCCUUCAAUUGAAGAUGUCAUGCCCGCGCACUUGGAGACUAUAUUAACAACUGACAGUGAUGUAAUCGCCAGCGAGAUUUUCGGCAAGAAUCUGGACACGGAGCAGGUGACUCCAUCGUCAUCGGUCGCGGUGAACCAGCCCUCACUUGACGGGGCGGCGCUGCCGACAACGCCAGGCGCAUUAACUCCGCAGCUGGAGUCCCUCGUAGCUCGGAGUCCAGAGAUAUCCUACUUGCAGGCUGCCGCGGCAAACGCUGGCACGGUUCCCACACCCCAGAAUCAGCGGUCUGCGGCCCAAGGUUUGCCUACGACUUCGAAUCCAGCGGUCGUGGCAGGUGUAGCAGGCUCAGCGGCAUCUGCGAGUGCGUCCGCACCUUUUUCGAACAUCAUAGCUGGUGUCGGACCGGCGUCUUCGAGCAGAGCGUCACCGAAGGGAAGCAGCAGGGUCGCUUUUCUAGGCUCCUCUGGUGCGGCAGCCUCGGCGAAGCAAGUGACUCCACCGUCAUUUGUGGACCAGAGAGCGCCUCCUUCUGGCAUAGCGUCAGCGGCUGGCCUCCCACCGGAAACGGGGAAAGAUCCUAACCUGCCAAGCAGCAUCGCUUCAACCGGCGCCCGCUCAGCAGGCCUCGAACGAUUACCGCGCUUCGGUGCAGGCACAGGACCAGAGGAAACGGUGUCUGCCACCUACUUAGAGGACAUUGCCGAAGCGGACAAACGGCUGGCGCGACGGGCACAACAGGAGGUUGACGCAAUGUUACGGCCAUUACUUAUUUUACUUAGAGUUCUAGCCUUACUCACGUCGGGGAUUAUCCGACUUUGCUCGUGAGGCAGUUGUAAAAGAUCAUGAUCGUGUAGCUAAUGCCUAAGAAAUUUUCUUUUCCAUGUUGCAUUCAAAGGACUCUAGGUCUCGACUCACUAAUCAGUGAAGAAACGUUGCGAACUUUGAACGAUAAAUUCGAGAUGUUGGAGAGGGACGUGCGAAGUGCGCAACGCGAGAUCGAACGCAAAUCAGAGCAGAUAGCAGAGCGAGAACGCGAAAAGGGCUUUCUGAAGCAACGUCUCAACACCCUUGUGGAAGAAAGAAGAGCCCUGACAGUGUCAGCAUUCAGCGCGAGUAGCACUAGCAGAAAGGUAAUCGUUGUUCAGAUAUAAAAUUUCGAUCUGAGAUUCUUAGAUCUAAGCCCUUCUGAACCCGUAAAGGUAAAGGAUCUCCUGGGUACAAGACAGCAUUAUUUUUAUACGAAAGUGUGGAGGCGAGCAAGAGUAGUACGAAUGUUUAUGCGUUGAUUUUGUCAUCAGUCAUGCAUUGCCAUUCUCGCUGUCAUGGCAGGGUUAUUUCGCGGACGAAACCGCUUACCUGGAGGAAGCCAUUCAAGGGCAGGUGUACUAUUUAGAGAAUGCAAAGGAGGCCAAUGUCAUGCUUGAGAAGCAGUUUCACCAGGCAGAUGCGCACUUAGAGCAGUUGGAGAGGCAGCGGCGGGAACUCGAGAAGGAAUCCACAAUGGAGAAGGAAGCGCUAAAAAGAGAAGAGCGUGAAAACAGUACGUUGAAGAUAACGUUGGACACUCUCCAGCGGAAAAUUAGUGUAGUGAAUACCAAUUUGGCCCUGCAGCAAGCUGAAGGCAGCGGAGCGGGGGCGAUUCUGACGACAGUGCCGAACUUGGGCGCGCAGCGUUUUCCCGUUCCGUCGUCUUCUGGUAAUAUAGGAAGCGGCGGAUUUUCUUCGGGGGAAUUCGAAGCCUCUAGAGCUGCGGCCGCAGGCUUUGGUGCAGAGAGUGCCGCAAGCAUUAGACCUCCUCCUUCUACGUCUGCAGCAGGCGGGGUCGGAUCUGGUGCGGACUUCGGACCAGGCGCAGGGAGUAGUCGGAAAGAGGCUUCCGAAGAACUCGCUGCGAUGGGCGGGCACUCUUGGUCAGGCUUUCUCAUCGGAGACAAGACUGAAUCAGGGGUUAAGGAGCAGCCCACAACUGGUGCAGCAAAGCCACGGUCGGUGCUACCGCGUGUAUUCGAGCGCGAAGGUGUUUGAUGAAAUGUCUACAAAACUCUCCACAAGUUCAUAGUUUUUCCAAUCGCAUUAUAUUUAUAAUACGACCUUUCCAUCAAGAACAAGUUGAUACUUUCGAAUCGUACACAUGUUGGCGGCAACGCCGCCGACCAAGGGAAUCACAAGCAUGUUUAAGAAAAGAAUUCUUAGAAGGCUUAGCUAUAAUUUGUUUUUUUUUUGAAUUUGAUCCCCUUUGUUUCGUUGAGUAGAGAGCAAAAUAACGCGAAUAGAUACACUAUGUUUAAUAAUGGAAACACUUUAUUAUGAACUAGUCGGAAGGAUAGAUACUACGCUUCAGAUCAUUCUUGAUAUCGUAGUUGAAGAUAUUGUCAAAUAUUGCAAGGUCAGCGUAAACGUAAUGAACAAAAAACGACAGAGUCGCUAAAUUUUUGUAUUCUUUUUUGCGACACGUCAACGCAAAGAAAGUGCGAAUGAAGCUCUGUUGAGGCUUCUGCUAGUAUAUCUCCA
Molecule: messenger RNA, 5667 nt
Organism: Amoebophrya sp. A25
Lineage: Eukaryota; Dinophyceae; Syndiniales; Amoebophryaceae
Source: the annotation of a GenBank genome assembly